This is a messenger RNA of Helianthus annuus (common sunflower), 1560 nucleotides long. Its product is annotated as stemmadenine O-acetyltransferase. The coding region runs from base 94 to 1359 and encodes 421 amino acids. The transcript has a single exon. NCBI's taxonomy places the organism in Eukaryota, Viridiplantae, Streptophyta, Magnoliopsida, Asterales, Asteraceae. The record is from RefSeq and is a predicted model, not a curated record.
UAAGAAUGGGGAUGUGUGGAUAUAAUUUCUUACAUAUGGCUGCUCCUUUAACUCUACAAAACAAACAUCUAUCUAUCACUUCCUCAUUGAACCAUGGAGAUUAAGAUUCAAUCCAUUCAGUUCAUAAAACCAUCAAAACCAACCCCGGAAAAUCUACGCCACUUCAAGCUAUCAUUGCUGGAUCAACUAGCUCCAUGUUCAUACAUAAAUCCGAUCUUCUACUAUAGCACCAGUGGUGAAGUUGAAAACUCAGCUAGAUGUGGUCAGUUGGCCAACUCUUUAUCAGAGGUCCUAAAUUUGUACUACCCACUAGCUGGCAGAGUCACAGAAGAUGGUCUGGAAGUAGAUUGUAAUGAUCAAGGGGUCAAGUAUUUGGUGACUCGUGUGAGCACAAGCCUGGAUGAUUUUCUCAAACAAGGUCCCAGGAUUGACCACAUGAGACAACUCAUAGCUGCAAGGGAUCAAGACACAACUUGGUUGGUUACGGUACAAGUCAACGUCUUUGUUUGUGGUGCACUUGCUAUUGGUGUGAUUGCUUCACAUAAACUCACUGACGGAUGCAAUCUAGUCAGGUUUAUUAACCAGUGGGCGAGAAUGAACCACGCAUGUGGCGGCGAUGGUGCCUUUGCACCUACUUAUGAUAAACUAGAUCAUCUGUUCCCACCGGUGACAAAUUCAUCACCUGGGCACUCAUCCGAUCCGGUUGACCAAGAAGCUAUUGUCGUCACAAAGAGGUUUCUGUUUAAUGGGACUUCAAUAUCAAAGCUAAGAGCAAAAGCUGGUUCAGCAAAAGGAGAACACACUCGGGUGACAUUGGUGGCUUCGUUAUUAUGGAAGGCUCUGAUAGCCAUGGAUCGAGUCAAAAGUGGGAGUUUCAGGGAUUGUUUGUUGACGGUUGCAAUGAAUUUGAGAGGUAAGGCAAGCUCACCAGUAUCGAAAAGCACGUUUGGGAACGUAUGGGCUCCUUAUCCAAUUCGGUUUUUGCAAAACGAAACUGAACCUGAGUUUGGUGAUCUUGUGGCUUUGAUAGAAGACACAACAAGAAAUGUUAUCAAGUGGGUUCAAAAAGCAAGUGGUGAGGAGCUAUGCAGACAUGCAAAGGCAGGUUAUGCUUUGGUUGAUGAAGAACUGAAGCAAAACAAGUUUUGCAUUUUUACAAGUUGGUGUCGGUUUCCGAUUUACGAGGUUGAUUUUGGUUGGGGUAAGCCUUGCUGGGUAACUGAAGCUGGAAGUGCACUUGAGAUGGUGAGUUUAAUGGAUGACAAAGAUGGUGAUGGAAUUGAAGCAUGGGUUAGUUUGAACCAGAAAGAAAUGUAUGUGUUCGAACGCGAUCAUGACAUUUUAGAUUUCACCUCCUAAAUAAGUGCUUUAAGAACAUUCAAAUCCCUUCCCUCGUAUUAUGUGAAGGGAGGUUUUUACUUUAUGAAAAGUUGUCGUAGGUGAUUGUAACUUGUAAAUGGUUGUGAGUAGAGAGGAAAGAUAAUGUUAUUUUUCAUCUGUAAAUUUGAGGGGACACUAUUCACCCUUUAUAAUUUUUUUAAUAUAUUUUCAAAGUGGUUA